AUGGAGAAGAUCGAUCACAGCGGUCUUGCCGACAGCAAGACCAUGGGCUUCAUUGCCAUGGUUACGGAGACUUCCAAGCCUGGCCGUCAGCCUCCCCUAUCGGCUUCCAGUGACUCGGCGUGGAACUCGGGCGGCGCAGUUGCAACCCGCGGAAGGAAGAAAUUGACCACGGCCACUGCCGGACCUGCUACCACGAAGACUUCCAAUGUUGCGACUUCUGCUACCGCAAAGUCCACGAAGUCCGCCGAAAUCACUUCGUCAUUCAAGACAGUCACUAGGCCUACUACAGGUGGAUCAACUCUGUGGUUCACGGAGCCAACUACUUUCGCCACGACUUCGGCUUCUGCUUCACAGACGGCGACCAGCGGGCUUGCAACCCCCACCAACAGCAGGGCGCCAGCUCCGGAGGCCAGUGAUAACAGCGCGCCCAACCCGCAGUUAAUCAUUAUCAUCCCAAGUGUCGUUGGUGGAAUCAUUCUUUCGAUUAUCGCCAUUGCCAUUAUCAAGGCAUGGUGUCGUAGCCGUGAGGCGGUCAAAGAUGGCAACGCUCGCCUGGCCAACAGCGGCCUUGGUCGGUGGGAACCUACUUACGGCCAAACUGCGCACUCGCCGUCCGCGGACGAAGAUGCCUUCCCUUUUGGUCAUCGCGCCCCUUGCCCACUUCCUCGUCCGGAGGGCAUCCAGAACGGAAGCGCUCAACAGAACCAAGAUGAGUACCAACUUCAGGACCUGACCCCGACUCAGUACGGCGGCGGAACGCAGACGGAAAUCUUUCCACCCUAUCAGGAUCGUGGUUCGCGUUCUUAUCCUCAAAGCACCGUGGGUUCCCAGCGCAGCUACAUUGCCUACCAACCUCACCCGCAGCACCAAAUCCAGCUUCAGCCGGCCGAACUGCCCGGUGACAGCUACAUUCAGAGUCCGACUACUGCUGGACCAUCUAUCCAGAGUUCUCCUUCGGCAACAACUUACAUCCAGCCUACUUCUACUACUGGAUCCCCCGACCAGGCUACUCCUACCGAUGCCUACCCUCAGAACCCGCCCGCCGGCACGUACCACCAGACUUCUCUCACUGGCACUUACAUGCAGGUCGUCAACCAAAACUAA
This is a messenger RNA of Colletotrichum siamense, 1104 nucleotides long. RefSeq lists its product as uncharacterized. Lineage: Eukaryota; Fungi; Ascomycota; Sordariomycetes; Glomerellales; Glomerellaceae. Bases 1 to 1104 code for a protein of 367 amino acids. The transcript has 2 exons. The record is from RefSeq and is a predicted model, not a curated record.